Messenger RNA from Leguminivora glycinivorella, 3003 nucleotides. RefSeq names its product integrator complex subunit 5 (gene omd). The coding region runs from base 80 to 2911 and encodes 943 amino acids. Gene Ontology annotation, biological process: snRNA 3'-end processing. Lineage: Eukaryota; Metazoa; Arthropoda; Insecta; Lepidoptera; Tortricidae. Gene Ontology annotation, cellular component: integrator complex. The record is from RefSeq and is a predicted model, not a curated record. The transcript has 17 exons.
UUUUGCGUGCGUGAUGCACGCAUCUUUUCAACACUUAUUUAUGUACCAUUUUUUGACAAAAAGUGACUAAAUAGGCAAAAUGAAUCCCUCUGGCAAUUCCACUGCAUUGUCGGCGGACCUUAACAACUUUAUUUAUGGUGUAUCACGAAGGAACUUCCAGAAUGCUUUGGAGCUUACUAAAAUCGGUAUUAGCCUGUUGAAGACGUUUCCUGCGGCUAGGGAUGCUGUCCUCGAAUAUUUCGCGAUGGUUUUUCAUAGUGCGGUCAACGUUUCUAUCAACCCAACCGACUAUGAGAAUGACCCUAAUACAAACGGAGCGCUGGAAAGUGUGAACAUGAUUGGACCCGAGCUCUGUAGUCUUGGAGAAGCCUGGGCUCCCUUUGUUGCGCCAUGGUGCAUCAAUCUAAUUAUGGAUAUAGCUACACAGAAAGAAAAUGUCCCAAAUGGAACCCUCCAGACAACUGAACCAAUAAGGAUUCUGCUGGAUAUCACAGCACAAAACCUGACAUUACUAGACACUGACAUGAGAGCCAAGUGCAUAGAUAUGAUGCUUGGCUGCCGUGCGUGCUCCUGGGCAGUCGGUUGGAUCGGUCGCGCUGAACCUGCUCUGGUGGCGCCGAGAGCGCUAGCGUUGGGCGCCGACGCCGUACUAGCGCAUUUAGCGAACCAUCCCCCCGCGUUACUGCACGUGCGACGGGCGCUGCUCGACUUAUUCCAGGAAGCCAUAUCGUUAAAAGGAGACUCGGAAAAGCAGCGAGACGUGAUCCCGUACCUGUUAAACUUGGCCGCCAAGUCCGACAUCGUGCUCAAAGCUAUCACACAAGACAUCAAGCAGACGUUGACAGACGAGGUGAUCCAACGUCUAUGGGUGGUAUGGACCCACCAACGCAACACAGCCGCGUGGGAAGGCGUGGGGCCUGAGUCGCUAGUGGCUCUACUCGUGCGCGCGACCGUGCAGUGCACUCUACUUCUACUCCACCACCCAGUGUGCCGGCAGUUACUUGAGUACCUCCUACAGAAGUUAGAACUAUCCGGUCUACUCCCAGACGCGGACUUUCCUCUCCUGACCAGUGCCGCUGAAGAGGCCCCGAUGCUCAGGGAGAGACUGCUGGUCGGAGACCAGCUGGAGCAGUAUACUAUAGCCCGGCUGCUUAUACUUGUCAGUUGCCGUCUCCCCUCCGAAUACGUCAACACGCUAAGCUACCUCCUCCAAUACUCUCGCACCGACACAACCCUAGCGCUCUUCGUACGCAUAAUGUCCGGAACUAUGACCAUGCACAUCCCUAAUGACACCUCAGAACGCGCGUUAGGCUCCGCCGAAAGAUACCAAGAACAUAUACAAACGGCCGUCGGAAAUGCGCUGAGGAAUUCUAUGCAGUCAGAUACUCAGAUAAAGAAGAGUUUUGUGCAAGGAAAGGUGCCGGCCGAUCAGAAGACUUAUUUACAUCAUUAUUGUUUGAAUAUCGUCAAAUUGUUGCGAUGGGAGAACUCAAACCGCGUACCGCACCUCCGCACGCGUCCCAUAGGCCGAGCGGUCGAAGCGAACCUCUGUCGCUUCGGUACGGCGCUACAAGACACCGCUUCACUGCUGCGCAUCUCCGUUGAGUGCACCAUGUCUUCCCUGCCUGAGAUGCCUGCCUGCCACGCCUUGGCUGAGGUAUUGGACAGGAUAGACCUGACGGGGACGAAGGGAUUGCCGCCGAGCGUAGAAGCCAUUCUGAAGGUCGUCAAAGCUACGGUUCUGUAUUUCUUCCGGUGUCUACAUGAAGAAGACAUCCUAACAAAGCUCCGCGGUGUGCAGUCCGCGAGUCGACUUCUUCGCAAGUUGUGUCUGCACAGCAAGCUAGCUCGCGCCGCCGCUCUAAGGGACCUACUCGAAACAGCCAUGUUUAGAGAGGAGGCAGCUUUUGGGAGUAAAAGCUUCGUGAAUAAUACUGUCGUGCCGGCUAGGGACUGGCAGCCAGAGGAAUUACUGCUGCAGAUGAAUCAGAAACAUGGCCCAAUAACGCAGCUGACUCAGAGCCACACUUCAGUUUUCCACGCUGGUAUCAUCGGUUCAGGAAUCCGGAAGCAGAACCUCUACGAAUCCAAGAAGGACAUUCCUCCCAUCCUGACUACAAACAACGAGCUUCUGAUGGGCGCCCUUAUGUCUUGUAUGGAUGGCAACAACGGGGUGGUGGAAGGUUGCACCUCAGUGGCGUUGCUAUUGGUAGAGUUGGUCUCACCUGACGUCAUGUAUAAUGGACUGCCUUGGCCGGACGAAGACUUUACUAAGCAAGUAAGCAUAGAGCGAGAGCUAUACAUGCGUUCAGCGUUAGAAAGCAGUGCUGUGGCCCGCGCGGCGUUACGGCGCUGCGCCGGCGCGCGUCCUUCAUUAUGUCUCGCGUCUGCACUGCUGCGUGCCGCCGCCGCUACCGCAGCGCCAUUGCACCGCUUGGCCACACAGCAAGCAGACUCGCAAUCACCCGAGAUAAUCCGCGAGAAGACCGCUCUGAAAGAACUUCUGGAAACCAUGACUUUGGGACAGUUACUGCCACAUCCACUCAGCCAUAUGAUCGAGAUGGUGCCCAACCUCUCCGCUAUCGAGAUCGUGCAAGUGUUACGGGAUUGCCUGUGGAGCUACACGCGAGACAACGUGCCUUCUCCGGCCUUGUUCAUCGGUGAUGUCACAGGUCUGCACUGGCGCGACCCGGCCACCUGCCAGCCCGCGCCCGCCUACACGGACACGCUGCGCGCCAUCCUGCAGCACGGCGUGCGCACGCACGGCCGCCUCUACCCGCUCAUGUUCAUGGACCUCGACAAGCCCGAGGGAGACACUGAAGGGGAACUGAGUAUAGACCUGGAUGCGGAAGCUAUGGACGUGCCUGCGGAACCGGCACCACAAACUUCAACAGCUGCUGCGACUUAUUAAAAACGCUAAGAGUUCAGAAUGCAAGUUUCAUUGCAAUAUGCUUUAUGAUCAUGUAUAUAAUAGUUAUAAGUUUAAUAAAAAUAUGGAAAAUU